Molecule: messenger RNA, 1943 nt
Organism: Gamsiella multidivaricata
Lineage: Eukaryota; Fungi; Mortierellomycota; Mortierellomycetes; Mortierellales; Mortierellaceae
Exons: 2
Coding region: 53-1807 (584 amino acids)
Source: RefSeq, a predicted model, not a curated record
CCAUUUCUUAAACUUCAAACCCCUUUCCCCCCUCUUCCCCCCCAACACAACCAUGCCUAUCGCCCUUGGCAGGUUCCUGGGAGAGCUGGCGCUCAUUGUGGUCCUGGAAUGGCUGAGAAGAUGGUACACUUUCAGACUACGUCCAAAUAUGAUCGGCACGUACAUCCUCUCGCAGGACUCGCCUCCGGGAGGAGAGUACAGAGGACCCAUGACCAACCUCAGCAAUAAAUCACCGCCUGUUUACAAUAUCGUCCUCCUUGGACAAACUCAAGCUGGGAAGAGCACCUUUCUUCAAGGCGUUCGCAGAUAUGCAGACCCAGCUUGUGAAAUCGACAUCAGCUCUAUCGGAGGCGGCAAUCAAUCUCAUACGUCAGAAGUGCAAAUGCAGCAAAUCGAGACCAGCUUUCCCCUGUACCGCGUUUACGAGGCCGAGGAAGAUCAAGACCAAUCGGCCUCUCCACAUCCCACCCGAGAAGUUGCCAUGGAGUCGCUUCUUCGAGGGUGCGCCAUCAGAGAAUAUAAAACCAGAAUCGAUCGAAUGGACAACCUGGUUGCUCACAAGGACAAGCAUUCCGUGUAUCCCGAGUGCCUCAUCCGAGUCUUUGAUACUCCCGGACUGGAGGACACCAAUUCGUACGAUGAGAGGAACGUUGCAAAGAUACUCACGUCCCUGUCAAGCGAAAACGCCGUUCAUCUUGUCCUCAUUGCGGUCUCGAGCGGCAAUCCAUUGACACCUGGGCUUGUAGAAGCGCUCAAGACGUAUUCCAAGAUAUUCUCGGCCAUGGGUGGUCUAUUGGCCAUCGUUCACACGAAGUUCGAGUACAGAACUCAACAUCCGGACGACAAAAAGACCGUGGCUUUCAUGAAGGAAAGAGCCGCGGACUUGGACAGGAUCAUGGGCAGGAAUAUGACUCAUUUCAUGCUCGACUGCGACCUUGACGAGGACCGACCCAUUCACAUCUAUCUUCGACAAACGACUAUCCGCAAUAUUCUCCUCGCGGCAACACAUAAUACUCCCGUGGCUCUCAACACAAUGCAGCUGUACAAGACCAGUAAAAUGCAGGACGUGGAUGCUCUCACAGCAAGACAGCAAAGCCAGGUGAAGGCGGACCUUGAAGAACAGAGAAGACACAUGGAGGAGGAACAGCGUAAACGCUUGGCGGAUGCCAGUGAUCUGGAGAGAAGGAUUAAUGAGACCAGGGGCCGUAUUCGAGGACUGGAUGUAUUCAUUAAUAAGAACGAGACUGACGAACUAGUAUCUAUGCGCGAGGAGAGAUUUGAGAAUGGCUUUAACUUCUUUGCGAUUCCACAGGAAGUAGAGCUAAAGGCCUACGACCUGCCAUACAAGAUCGAUCAUGUCGAGGUGCAUUGUGAUGGAGUUAGAGUUUUGCAUCAGGAUGGAGGAUACGGCCACCAUCAUUGGUAUGUCAAGUUUGUCCGAUUCUGGCACAUGCAUGGCAUCUACCAUGCCAAGCUCUUCGUCAAGCGGCGUAACAAGAUGCACCAAGAAAUUAAUCAGACAAAGGCCGAGCUGGAGAGAUGCAACAGGACGAAGGACGACAUGAUCUGCAGGCGGUCUGAAAUAAUUGCGACGAACGAAUUCCUGAACGGACCGUACGGGGUGCGACGAGAACUGGAGCAGAAACAGGGUGUUUGCUCGGAGAUAAUUGCACAAUGCUCACGCGAGACGCUGACCUUGGAUCUGUUCAAUGCCUUGGUGAAAGGAGGAGUGUAUGAGAACACGCCUGCCGAGUGUAUGGACAAGGUUUCGGCAUUUUAUGCGGCCUAUUCUCAUGCAGAGGCCUAGAGGGUUCGAUUUGGCCAUUGCUUUACGGCGCACCGUGUGCUUUUGUUUGAGCGCGAAUGGUUCGUAGUUCCUCAAUAAAUAAAAAAAAAUAGGGGCGAGUAUCAGAGGCACUGCGGAUGUGCUGUGCUUCGCCAAG